Messenger RNA from Cephus cinctus (wheat stem sawfly), 2489 nucleotides. Its product is annotated as leucine-rich repeat transmembrane protein FLRT3. Gene Ontology annotation, cellular component: extracellular matrix. The coding region runs from base 53 to 2302 and encodes 749 amino acids. Gene Ontology annotation, molecular function: protein binding. The transcript is spliced from 3 exons. The record is from RefSeq and is a predicted model, not a curated record. Lineage: Eukaryota; Metazoa; Arthropoda; Insecta; Hymenoptera; Cephidae.
UAACGUUAUCGUUCACCUACUGGCAGAUGUUUGUGAUCCUUACUGGAGGAACAUGUCGUAUCCACCAGGAGUCGUGAUGGCAGCAAAAUAUACAGAGGAAAUUGUAUUGCGUAAAAGUAAAGGUCACUUUUGGUGCAGAUGCAUACUUAGCUGCACCAUGUGUCUGCUGCUUGUUGCACUUGGUGUACAUGUUUUAAUGAUUUGGUAUUGUGAUGCAUUUUCAAAUCUGCCGAAAGAAGCGUUUUUCGUUACUACUGCGGAGAAUUAUGAAUAUGGUGGGGAAAAUUUGCUCGAGGAAAAAUUCAGUGCGAAUUUAUUGGUCCAGUCGAAGAGUUAUUGCUCCAUCGAAAGCUGCGGUACUGUUACCUGUAAUUCCGUACCGGGUAAUAUGGAUGCUGGACAAAUUGCAGGAAAUUUUAUCGAUACGGUUUACAAAAAAAUGUGUGCGAAUUCCAACACGGUGCUGAGAUUGAAAUUUGUUAACAGCACAUUUCCGGAAAAUAAAUUAUGCGAAUCAUGGUUAAAAAUUGACGUGAAACUGAGUGAAUUGACCUUUGAAAAUUGUCGAUUGAUCGAAAUCCAUGAAAAUGCAUUUUCGAAAAAUAUAUUCAAAGAUUUAACUAGUCUGUCCAUCACGAGAAAUAAUAUUGAGUCAUUUAAAAAAUUGAUUUUCCGCAAUUUCUCUAAUCUGCAGUCACUAUCGAUUCGUGAAAAUCGUAUAAUUCAAGUCGAUCCGAAUUUACUGAAAUACGUUGGAAAGACUUUGCAAAGUCUCCAGCUGGAUCAAUCGAUAUACGACGUGAAUGUCCUGUACAAUCUGACAGGAAAGACGUCCCUGCCAAAAUUGCAAAUAUUAUCAAUAAGGGACAAUUCAAUUCGCAAAAUAUCAUCAGUCACAUUUCAGGGUAUACCGAACGUAAAAUCGUUAUACAUGGAUCGAUCGGAAAUUCAAAAAAUCGAUGAAAGUUCAUUCAUCCCAUUCGCCAAGUCGAUACGACAGAUAAAUCUGAACAACAACAAGAUCACAACACUGUCCAAAUUACUUUUAAGCAGCAUACUAAACUCCAAUAAGCAAUUCAAAUUAACAAUCCACGAAAAUCCUUGGAAUUGCGACUGCGAGCUUGAAUGGAUGAAAAGUUUGAUCAAGGAUCAUCCAAAUAUUUUCCAAGCAAUACCAAACUGUCAAACCCCGUUAUAUAACACUGAUAAGUCAUUCGUCGACGCCACAUUUUGCGAAAUCUCAACGAGUCAAGUUCCAAUAGUCACACCGGAAACAACCAAAGAUUCGUCAACGGCAUUUCCACAAGAUGGCACAACGCUUUCUCAACUUCCGUUAAACGUAACAACGGCAAAUCCAACCACCGAAAUACGCGGAGAUCCAAAUACGGUGAAAUUGAUUUGCCAAGAUUUGUCCGACUGGCGAAAGAAUUCGCGAAUAUUAUUAUCCACGGUGGAUUACGAAUUUGAAUCGAGGUAUCCAGAAUUUUCGAUCGAAGAAAUGGACGACUAUACAGUGUUAAUAAAUUUGACGUCGGCCGACGCAACGUUCACGCUUAUCUGGUACAAGAGCAAAACGACGUAUACGAACGAGUCGUUAACGGAAUUUGUGAAAUGUGUCAAAAACAUUAAAAGCUCCUAUAUCGUAUCGGAUCUUCAGCCAGGGAGCUCUUACGUGAUAUGUCUUAUGGUAAAAGACGAAAGAAAUCCAUCGCCAUUCAAUUGUUUACCUCUUAUGACAAAACCCACUUACGAAUCAAGAGUCUGGCUCACCAAUCGCCACAAAGUCACGGCGAUCCUUCUGUUAUCGGCGCUCGUGAUAUCUUUCUGCAUCUUAGGUGCGCUCUUGUCUUUUUUCGUUAUCAGGAGAAAUCCAGCUCUCCUACGCGGCAGCAAACGCGUCAUGGUGGUCAGACACAGAACAGCCGACGCGAUCGUACUUCCGGAAGGGGUACAGAUCAGUUCACGUAGGAAUGGCAAGACUUUGAAAGUUUCGAACGAAUCCGAAACAUUCCAUACCACCGGGUAUAUCACCCCCAUUGGAAAACGGAGACCUUUGAUCAGAAAGGAUUCCAAUACUUCCGGUGUCAGUUCUCACAGCAGUGGUACCAGUUACGUUUCCGGUAUCGAACCUACCGUGGGACAACUGAUGUCCUGGAGGAUCGGAAGGAUCAAGAAUAAAAUCAGCUUAAAGGAAGUCCAGGUGCCACCGCCGCUUCCGCCUCAUCCGCAGCACGGCUUGAUACCGUCAUUGUCGCUGAAUGUGGACUCGGCCAGAGACGAAGAAUGGAAUCAGGAAAAUUGACGAUAAAUAAAAAAUAUAUAAAUCAUUGAAUUUUUCGCUGAUCUUACAACAAUUCGGAUAUACAUUAGUGAACUUUAAUUUUGAUAAAUUAUACGAAAACGGAAAUGAUGCUGUGAUAUUAGAGUAAUUUGAAUUUUUGAAUUUCCUCUUUUUUUUCGAAAAUUAAACAAUGUAUGUGUUCGAUGAA